GCCACCUCAUCCACGAAGCACAAGAGUAACGGUGGCACGAGUUGAGAGGCGGUGUGUGUCCUUCAAGUAACACAUAAAUACCCUCCCAGCAUACGUGCCUUCGAUCAAAUAGUUUCCAGAGACCACCAUUUCUCGCGCGUGCACGAUCAUGACCGACAAGAAGAAACCGAUGAUUUCUUGUAUUCUGGAUGUAGUUCCGACCCCUUGCCCCCCACCACGAACUUUGAGUCACGGCAUAUAUACAGUUGCCUACGAAAGCCCGUCGCCUCUCAACUGGACCUCGGACAUUCGAGCUUGGAUUGGACAGUAUUUUGUCUCCUUCACCAACUUAUCCUAUGCUCGAAGGCUUCUCGGGGAAAUAUAUUUACUAGGUCCUGGGCUGUUGAUCGGUCAUAUCUGCGUCACGCUGUGGCUUGGCAUCUCCGAUGCACUACUUCUCUUCUGUUUAGGUUCCAUAAUCAAUUUUGUCGAGGGUCAGUCCUCGGGAGACGUGUCUCACGAUUCACUUGAUAUUGCCAUCUACGGAGGGUUCCUCUGCGCCAUCGUCGAACCUACUUGCAGUCGUUGCCUAACAUACGUGAACGACAUCAUUAAUACUCGCUUGAAAGCACAUUUCCUUCCCCAGCUUAUUGAAGCCAGUAUGCGUGUGGAUGUGUCUUCGAUGCAAGAUUGUUACACAAUAUUUCCCGUGAGGGGUCACUUUGCGUCGGAUGUACCAGGCUCGUCAUUUUUGCAAGGUUUAUUUCACAUCACUCGCACCACCAUUUCCCUGCUGUCGCAAGUAGCCGUCUUAAUGAACGCAGUACUGCACAAACCAAGUCCGGAGAGAGAGGUAUUGUUUCUAUUUUGCAUUGCUCAUCCGCUCGUCCGCUGGUUGGCACCAUCCAAUGUUACCGGUACUCAAGGAUACAUCUUUUAUACACUCAACGUGCCCUUCAAGCAAAUGAAAGCUCUAUAUGACCUGGCAUUUUCACCUCAAUAUCGAGAGGAACUGAUACUCAACGGCGCCACCAACAGCAUCCACUCUGAAUACAAGAAGUCGACUGAGCAGCUCGGUGAUGAAAUUGUGACUGAACCGUUUCCCUGGGCAGGUGGUUUGAUCAGAAGGUGGUACUGGGACUUCCUAAUCAAUUUAACCCUCGACCUUCCACUCGCGGUCUAUGCGCUGGUUUUGCCUCAUCGUCUUUCGCCUUCUUCUGUGAUGGCAAUUGCUCUGCUGCAACAAGCGACCAACAGGCUUUCCCUAAGCAUCGGCGAAUAUGGAAUGAAUACAUCGAUAAAGAGCUUGUGCCUUCAGGCAAAGUGGCUCUACGACGCUAUCGGUUACAAGAGCAAAAUAUCCAAUGGACCGAUGUCUUAUCCAAAUCCCUCACAAUGUAGCUCGUCGGAUGGGAUGAAAAUAUCUUUUCGACAAGUAUCGCUUCGUUACGAGAAAUGCAGUCACAAAGCUCUUGACAAUGUCACCCUGGAGAUUGCUCCUGGUCAGCUUGUUCUUGUCGUCGGUGUCAAUGGCAGCGGGAAAUCUUCGUUAUUGAAGCUCAUUGCGCGUCUCUCCAAUCCUACUGAAGGAGAAAUUUUGAUUGACGACAAUUCAUUGUCGACGUAUGAUUCCGAUGAUGUGCGCGCAUCAAUUGCAUUCUUGCCCCAGCUCCCCCUGUUGUUUCCCAUGUCGGUGAAGGAGAACAUCUGCCUUGGGUUGCCAUCCUGUGUUCAUGCGACCGAUGAGCAAAUUCAAGAAGCAGCCAAAAUGGGUAGUUGCACGAACUGGGUUUCAAAAUUGCAGAAUGGCUAUGAUACGCAGGUAAAACCUACUCAUGACAUCGGGAACGCGUGGGCCGACGGAGCUUAUGGCACUAUCUCUGAGAGAUUACGGGAAGAAUUGGCGCGUCAUAACCAGCAGACAGUCACAAUCUCCGGUGGUGAAAAACAACGACUUGCAGCGGCUAGAACUUUUAUGAGGAUUAAUCACACAGAUAUCAGACUAGUCGUAGUCGAUGAAGCCACGUCGUCUUUGGACGCUAUCACGGAACGCGAUAUUCUCACUCAGUUUCACCAUGUCCGCCAAGGAAAGACGAUGAUCCUUGUCACCCACCGCUUCCACCAUCUUGUCAAGGAGGCUGAUCAGAUCAUAUGUAUGAAGGAUGGAUGCGUGGUCGAGCGAGGGACGCAUCAUCAACUGAUCGAAGGCGAUGGGGAGUAUGCGAAGCUGUAUAAUGCGCAAGUUCUCUCGGCAUAAUCUUGGAUGCCUUUGCGUCGGUAAUUUUGUGACUCUUCUUGUGCUGAUGUUUCUCGUACGCUUGUGUUUACGUUCCCCCAUCUUAUUUUUGUGCCCUUAAUUAUGAUAUCU
This is a messenger RNA of Suillus fuscotomentosus, 2347 nucleotides long. Its product is annotated as P-loop containing nucleoside triphosphate hydrolase protein. NCBI's taxonomy places the organism in Eukaryota, Fungi, Basidiomycota, Agaricomycetes, Boletales, Suillaceae. The transcript has 12 exons. The record is from RefSeq and is a predicted model, not a curated record. Gene Ontology annotation, molecular function: ATP hydrolysis activity; ATP binding; ABC-type oligopeptide transporter activity. The coding region runs from base 149 to 2236 and encodes 695 amino acids.